Messenger RNA from Armigeres subalbatus, 1552 nucleotides. RefSeq lists its product as uncharacterized. The coding region runs from base 1 to 963 and encodes 320 amino acids. Lineage: Eukaryota; Metazoa; Arthropoda; Insecta; Diptera; Culicidae. The transcript is spliced from 3 exons. The record is from RefSeq and is a predicted model, not a curated record.
AUGUGGACUAAGGGUUAUGAACAGAAAAUGCAAACAUUAUUCAGCGAUGACGAAACAUACACCCGUAUCCGGCAGGACGUGACAAAUAAAUACCAGAUCAAGCUUUUAGUGACAAGCAUUAAGUCCGCCGUAAAAGCAGCCGAACACGAACAGAUCGCGCUGAAAAAGAAAGCCGAAGCAGCUGAAAAGGUGCUGAAAGAUGCGGCGGAGCAUACAGCAGUUGAGACACAGCAUGCACCCAAAAGUCCCCGAACCACUCGCACGGAAAAACGAGGAAGGGAUUCGCCUGGAGAGCAGGAAGGCACGAAAAAGCAACGGAACGUGCAAGACUUUGCCAGCGUUCUGAAGGAACGUGUCAAGGAUGGUGAGUGGCAGACCGUGGAAAACCAGCGGGAGAAGAGGAAGCAGCAGAAGGAGAAUGUGGAAAAGAGGAAGGAACAGAAGAAACAAGAAAAACGUCGUUCUCCUCGGGAGAGAGUUAAAGGUGAUGCCCUGAUCGUAGAAGCGAGCGAUAAAACGUCGUACGCAGCGAUCCUGAAGAAAAGGAAGCAGCAGAAGGAGAAUGUGGAAAAGAGGAAGGAACAGAAGAAACAAGAAAAACGUCGUUCUCCUCGGGAGAGAGUUAAAGGUGAUGCCCUGAUCGUAGAAGCGAGCGAUAAAACGUCGUACGCAGCGAUCCUGAAGAAAGUGAGAGAGGACCCGGAGCUAAAAGACUUGGGUGAGAAAGUGGUGAGAACUAGGCGUACCCAGAAGGGGGAGUUACUGUUCGAGCUGAAGAAGGAUCCCACGAUCAAGAGCUCGGCCUUCCGGGAGCUCAUUGCCAAUUCAUUGGGCAGUGACGGUAACGUAAGAGCUCUAACGCAGGAAGCAGUGGUCGAGUGCAGAGACCUGGACGAGAUCACGACGGAAGACGAACUGAGGGAUGCACUGGUCUCACAAUGCAAGCUGGGGAAGUGCAAAUGACGGUUCGACUGAGGAGAGCGUACGGUGGCACACAAGUAGCAGCGAUACGACUACCAGCAGAGGCUGCCAACCAAAUGGUGGAGGCGGGCAAGGUAAAAGUAGGAUGGUCGGUGUGCCCGUUGAGAUUCGCCCCACGAGUCACCAAGCAGAUGGAGCGAUGCUUCAAAUGCAUGGCGUUUGGCCACCAGGCGCGAAACUGCAAAGGCCCGGAUAGAUCCGGUCUAUGUAGGAAAUGUGGUGAAGAAGGACACGUUGCUAGGGACUGCACGAAGCAACCAAGAUGCCUGCUCUGCAAACCGGAGGACGGAAACGACCAUACGACGGGUGGCUUCCAAUGCCCUGCAUACAAGAAGGCGAUGGCGGGCCGGGAUUAAUGGAGAUCAUCCAGUUGAAUCUCAAUCAUUGCGACACCGCACAGCAACUGUUGUGGCAGUCGACAACAGAAGCAAUGUGUGACGUGGCAAUUAUUGCUGAACCGUAUCGGAUCCCUCCUGACAACGGCAACUGGGUGGCGGAUUCAUCGGGGAUUGCAGCUAUCCAAGUGAUGGGCAAAUUCCCUAUUCAAGAGGUGGUAGACAGCUCAAGCGAA